Messenger RNA from Meloidogyne enterolobii, 811 nucleotides. The record is from the annotation of a GenBank genome assembly. Lineage: Eukaryota; Metazoa; Nematoda; Chromadorea; Rhabditida; Meloidogynidae.
UAUGAAAGAGAAUAGGAUUCUAAUUUUUUAUAUAUUACUGUUUUGUUUUGGACAAACAAUUUUGGUGAGUGAAGUUGUUCAACAGGGAAUAAAUGACCAAACAAAUUUGGUAAAAGAAAGUAAAGAAAUUAUUAAAUUUGAAGAAAAAACUAAAAUCAAAGAAUUUGUAAAAGAAAUUAAAAUUUUAAAAAAUUAUGGGGAAGUUUCCGUUGAGGAUGAGUCCGACAAUGAGUAUGUAAAAACGCGGGCGAUUGUUAAUGGUAGCUUGACUAAUUUGAAAAGUUUUUCUUUUAAAGAGAAGUUGGAAAAAUUUUUGAAAUUUUUGGAAGAUUAUGUUAACAAUAAAUAUUUCUCGGAUAUGGAAUUACAAAAGGAGUUGAUAACAAAAAAGGGAACGAUAAAAGAAUUAACUGAAUUAGUUAAAAAAUUAAAUUUUUUGAGUAAAUUUGAAAAUUGUGAAAAAUUGUUUGAUCUGCUAAAUAAAUUAAAGCCGUCUUUUAAAGAGGAGGGACAAGAUAAACUUCAAUUUACAAUUCUUAUUAAUCAAUUACAAACAGAAAUUAUUGUUGGACAAUCUGAGAGGGGAUUUUCCUAUUUGGAAAUUGAGGAGUUUGGAAGUAAUUAUAAAAAAGAAAUUGUUGAUCAAAUGGAAUUUGUUAGAAAAGGAUUUACAAAUUCAAUUGAGAGUAGUAAAAAAAGUGGACUAAAUGAUGAGAAUAUUUUAAGCAAUUUUUGGUCAAAACAUGAAGAAAAUUUUAUUGAAGAAACAAUUUUUGAGAAAAAAGGUUUUUAUUUGACAGUCUACAACUAA